Molecule: messenger RNA, 1434 nt
Organism: Galendromus occidentalis (western predatory mite)
Lineage: Eukaryota; Metazoa; Arthropoda; Arachnida; Mesostigmata; Phytoseiidae
Product: early growth response protein 1-like
Exons: 5
Coding region: 1-1434 (477 amino acids)
Biological process (GO): regulation of transcription by RNA polymerase II
Molecular function (GO): DNA-binding transcription factor activity, RNA polymerase II-specific; RNA polymerase II cis-regulatory region sequence-specific DNA binding
Source: RefSeq, a predicted model, not a curated record
AUGACCACAACAACAAAAGCCACGAUAUCGCGAGACAACUACAAACACAUCAAGUCGCCGAUUUACACGUACCGAUCCGAAGCGGCCGUGCCGGAAAAGGGCGAUAUGUUCCCAUCGCCGCAAAUCAGCCCCGCAGCUUCGUCACCUCAGCAGAGAUACACUUCGCGCAGUUCGAAUCAUCAAUACAACAACAAUGCGCAUUCGCCCCAGAGCACGUCUCCGGCCGUGCUGUGGACAACGGCGAAUUCCGCUUCACCCAUUCAGGAGAAGUUCCCCCCACUGCUGAAUCUCUUGCCGUCGCAAACGAACGAAUCUCCUUCGCCUCAGUACACGCAGAGCUCGCCGUCGACUCAGUCCCCGUACACGAUUCCACAAGAUGGCGAGCAGCAAGGCGCUCAACAGCAUUCUCACGAAUCCGCUUUCGUAGCUGUAAGUCAGCCAGAUCAGCUUCUGAGCCAGCACUUCGUAUCGCAGUUCGACACGUCGUUCAUGCUUAGCAAGCCGACCUACACAACCCAAACGAUACUUUCGAGUAGUCCGCCUCCGUCCGACGUAGCUACUUUAGCUCCGAUCGAUACGAGUAGUCUCGAACUCGCAUUCCGCGCCCCGUCCUGCACGGCUCUGAACGCGUCGACGACCACCAAGACAUAUCAGUGGACGAACUAUUCGCCGCCCACCACAACUUCGUCCGAUCUCUCGACCUACAGCCUGCAGGCUGUCACGACCAGCGGUCCACCGGUCCUCGUGCCGAAACAGGAGCCGGACUACUCGACUCUGCAGACGCAAGGAAGUUUAGACGACACUUCCAACGCGAGCGCCUCGAGCACCGGAGGUUCCCGGAGCUCGUCCGCUGUCGCUACUCUAGCCGAGUACAACCAGGCCACGAGCAAAGGCCACGAAAUCCUCAACCAGGCUUACCAGAACAGCCCCACCCCGCUCAAACUCGUCCCGGUGAAACCCCGAAAAUAUCCAACCAGACCAUCGAAAACCCCCGUUCAUGAACGGCCUUACGCCUGCCCUAUCGAAGGCUGCGACAGGCGUUUUUCUCGUUCUGACGAACUCACCCGUCACAUUCGGAUUCACACGGGACAGAAACCUUUCCAAUGCAAGAUCUGCCUGCGAUCCUUCAGCCGCUCCGACCAUCUGACCACACACUUCCGGACCCACACGGGCGACAAACCCUUCUCCUGUGAGGUCUGCGGCAGGAAGUUCGCCCGCUCGGACGAGAGGAAGCGACAUGCGAAAGUCCACCUGAAGCAAAAGCUGAAGAAAGAGGGUCGCUCCCUUGGAGGGCAGGGUCCUACUUUACACGUGAACACGCAAUUCCACCAGGCAGCGUCUCCGGGCAGUCUGCUCGGCGUGGACGUGCUAGGCGUGCACGGAAUCGCCGGCUACUCGGAUGUGGUGCCCAUGGUGAUCACGAGUCAGCCCUGA